AUGAAAGAAGCUGGGACAGCGUCUGUGAUGAAGGGAGCGUUUCCUGCAGAUGGACAACAUCAUACAUUUAAGAAUAGAGAGGAGUGGAAACCUUGGCUGAGGGAUAAUUGUCAGACUUGUUAUCAUCCUUCUGGGACUUGUAGGAUGGGCAAGGUCGAUGAUGAGAUGGCUGUUUUGGAUGAUAAGUGUAGAGUUCGAGGAGUGUCUGGUUUGAGGGUGGCUGAUACUUCUGUCAUGCCUAAGAUUCCUAAUGGACAUCCGCAGAUGCCUGCUUAUGGUGUUGGGGAGAGGUGUGCUGAUUUUAUGAAGGAGGGUGAUACAUAG
Molecule: messenger RNA, 324 nt
Organism: Ramularia collo-cygni
Lineage: Eukaryota; Fungi; Ascomycota; Dothideomycetes; Mycosphaerellales; Mycosphaerellaceae
Exons: 1
Coding region: 1-324 (107 amino acids)
Molecular function (GO): flavin adenine dinucleotide binding; oxidoreductase activity, acting on CH-OH group of donors
Source: RefSeq, a predicted model, not a curated record